Messenger RNA from Danio aesculapii, 4647 nucleotides. RefSeq lists its product as uncharacterized. Bases 261 to 1217 code for a protein of 318 amino acids. The transcript has 8 exons. Lineage: Eukaryota; Metazoa; Chordata; Actinopteri; Cypriniformes; Danionidae. The record is from RefSeq and is a predicted model, not a curated record.
GUCACAUGCUGAAACCGUGUGUGCCAAAGCCGAGUGUGAAAGUUUUAGGAAAACCACUAGAAUAGACGAAUGUUGUUCGAAUAUUUACUUUUGAAGAAUGUGAUGUGUGUUUCUAAGUUGCUUUGAGUCGAGUUUAUGGUGAUUUGUCAGAGAGGCUCUGGGCAGAAGAGAAUGUGAAACCUGCCAUUGGUUUACAGGCCUGGGAGUUCACUGAGGGCGCUGGCUGGCUGCACAACAUCAUCAAGCUCUGCCUGGUCAAAAUGAACACCCAAGUGCUAAUUAUUCUAUCAGUUGUUCUUUCUCCAGGUCUUUUUGCAGCUGGUUCAUGUGGAGCUUCUGUGCCCGUGAAAGAGGGAGAUUCAGUCACCCUAUCCACUGAUGUUAAAAUUAUCCAGGAGCAAGAUUUCAAAUGGUAUUUUAAUGACACUCGCAUAGCUCAAAUAAAUGGAGAUCGCCGUUUUACCUGUACAGAUGUUAAGUGUAAUGAAGGUACUGAGAGAUUCAGAAACAGACUGCAGCUGGAUCAUGAGACUGGAUCUCUGACCAUCAUCAACACCAGAACCACAGACUCUGGAAAUUAUUCACUACUCAUUUUCAGCAAAGAAAGACAUCCUGAAAAAAUCUUCCGAGUCUCUGUCUAUGCGGUCUCUGCUGCGCCACUAAUUGAAGUGAGGAACAUUUCAGUGGAAGAGGGAAAAUCUGUGGAUUUGGAUUCCGGUGUGGCAAGAAAACCAAAUGGUGACCUGAUGACCUGGCAUUUUAAUGACAUCCUCAUUGCUGAGGUCACUGGAGAACAGAUUAGGAUUUGUGCAAACGACCAGUGCAUAAAGCUAUUUAAGGACAGACUGAAGCUGGACAAUCACACUGGAUCUCUGACCAUCACGAACAUCACAACUGAACACGCUGGACUAUAUAAUCUACACAUGGUCAGCAGCGGAUCCAGCAUCCGUCGCCGCCGUCGUGAAAACGGCAAGCCCAUCAAAAUCUUCCAUGUUGAUGUCACUAAAGCCGGUCUGUCUCCUGCCAUUAUAGCAGCAAUAUGUGUAGCUGUUGCUCUUCUCAUUGCUGCACUGUCUGGAUGGUAUUACUAUAAAAAGAACAAACGAAGAAAUAACAGUGGUGAAAUACAACAGAGAGAUGAGCCAGGUCAGAAUAUGACUCCGUUGAUGACCGCUUCAGAUUCUGCUGCAAACGGGAGUUCACAGCUGACGUCAUAACGCGAGGUAGCAGAUGAAGACCUGUUGGGCAUUAAAGGACUAGAGAUGAAGAGACCAACACCACUACCAGAAAUAGGCAGGAUCAUACACAAAUGUAUUUGAAAUGCAAAUUUAAUACCCAGACAUCCCAAGUCGAUCAAAGUAUUAAGUUACAACCAAUUUCAUUAUUGGUACCUUUGGUGUUCCUUGUGAAUCAAUGUUUCAUUCAGGACCUCAUUCAGGGAUAUUGUUGUAGCUUGUAAUUAUACACUUCAUUUUUUCUUAGGUCUGUGGGAUGCACUUCGUAUUUAAUACAAUGAUAAUGUGUAGUCCUAAAAUGUGUUUGCAUCAGCAAGACACAACUAAUACGUAAGGUCAGUUAGUGUGUCUUUAUUUACUCACCCAUGGCUUAAUUCAAUGGUUUAUUUAAUGAAUCUUUAUUUCUAUAAUGAUUUUACAAUGUAGAUGGUGUCAGAGCUGCUUAACAUUGAAUUUCUAGUAGAUUGAAACUCUCAGUCCAGAUUUCAGAGUUGAAUCUCCGUUCAGUGUGUUGUAAUAUUCACUGCUGAAAGUCCAAACACUGGAGAGCAAAUCUAUCGAUGUGCAGCUUCACAAGUCCCAAACCAAGCAAUUUACAAGGUUACAGGUUUUCAACAUUCUUAAAAUCCUAUCUCAAUCUUAUUUUGUGUAGGGAAAGGGAAAAAAGAUUAGCUGGUUUGAAACAAGUCACGGUUGGGUAAACGAUGACAGAAUUAACAUUUUUGGGUGAACCAUCCCUUUAUUUAGUGCUAUGGUUAACACCAGCUACUGCAGUGACCCUACUAUUGACUGAAAUGUAAUAGUUCAGUGUCUUGAAACUAGGGCUGUGCGCUAUGGGCAAAAGAAACCAAUCAUCAUAUUCUUGAACUAUUGUGAUUUUAAUUUUAAUUACAACUUCGUCACACACAGAGACAUUUUACAGUGUGAAUCUGAAACACGUUUCCAAAGGAAAACAAUUAGAUCAUUAUCAAAGACCUGUAAGAUUUCUCUAAUACAGACAUAAGGCAAAAAAUUAAAUAAAAAUCACUUAGUAAAGGUCGAACAAAUUGUCUAGAACAGACCUACAGUAUGGCAAAACAAAUAAAUUGUGCGCGCACACGUCAAACUCAAGAUCAUGCACCGAUGUUCUCUUUGACCACAUAUCAGAAGUAGUUGCAUGUACUUUUCUACGUAUCCACAGAUACCAUGCAUGGAUCAUAGACCUCUUUAUGACACUGCCGUGAAUUCAUAUAUCGCAUCUUUUGUGUGCUUUAGUCCGUUAUUUCCAAUGGAGGUGCACAGCUUGCGUUCACAUGUUGAGAGCCACACGCUCUUGGGUAUUCCUGGCACCCCUAGUUGAAAACAUCUCUUUUCAGACAAACUUUUUAAAUGUAACUUCAGAAUGCCGCACUGCGAGUCACAUAACCAGAACUGACUGAUAAGCUUCAUAAUUUGUAUAGAAUAUGCACAUAACCAGAACUGACAGAUAAGCUUCAUAAUUUGUAUAGAAUAUGCACAUUUUCAUUCAUUCAUUCAUUUUCUUUUCGGCUUAGUCCCUUUAUUAAUCCGGGGUUGCCACAGCGGAAUGAACCGCCAACUUAUCCAGCAUAUGUUUUACACCUUCCAGCCGCAACUCACACACUCAUUCACUAUGGACAAUUCACCUGUACCACAUGUCUUUGGACUGUGGGGGAAACCGGAGCACCCGGAGGAAACCAACGCGAACACGGGGAGAACAUGCAAACUCCACACAGAAGCGCCAACUGACCCAGCCGAGACUCGAACCAGCGACCUUCUUGCUGUGAGGCAACAGCACUACCUACUGCGCCACUGCGUCGCCUAUAUACACAUUUUUUGAUAGGCUUAUUACCUCAGACAAACGCAGAACACUCAAACACUGCAGUGCUUUUUAAUUUUCUCCAUUAAUAAAACUUGUAUCAGAGCUGCAGCAAUGUUUUGUUAGUUUGUCAUCCUCUGAGAAAAUGAUUGAUGGUCUCCUAGCAAAGACAAAGGAGCGCGUUAAAAAUGCUGAAGGAAGCGAUGCGCCUCACGCUUUCCACACGCUAUAAGACGCAAUAUAAAACUGACCUACAAAUGACCGUUUUCUGCGAUACAUCAGCCUUCCUGUUUCCAAAGCAAUUCCACGCCACAGAUGUUGACUUUUUUUUGGCACCAAGUCCUCCUGUGCUGAACUCAUCUCUGUUCAGUCUCCAUGUCCAAAUCGCGAUGUCGAAUUCGAUUUCAAAUAAUCGCACAGCCCUACUUGAAACAGGUCUGCUGACGAGUAUUUUAUUUAUCACAUUGGAAUUCGGGGUUUACUAAAUUUUUGCUGAGUUUUCAAAUACAUGUUUACUGAUGCUGCACAAGUUACAAAUCUAUCCGCUGCUGUCCUGAGACUGAUAGAAAGUAGAGAGACAUGGUGUAAUUUAUUUAUAUAACAUCAGUUUGAGGCAUGUUUGAUGAACUGAUCUAACUGUUAACUAAAAGCAGUACUGAUAGCUAGCUGAUAAAAUGAAAAAUGCUAAUUGUCUGACCAAGUAUCUCACCCUUAUAUUGAGAAGCUAUGUAUAGGAUGGAUUGUGGUACGGUAUAAGAAGGUACAGGAUAGAGCAUAUAUGCAAGUUAUCAAUAAGGGAAAGCAUUUCUCUCUCUCUCAAGUUUCUCUCAUGCACUUUUAUUCUUGUACUUCAUGCUUUUUCACUCAAGCUUUUGCCUGACAGCACACUUUAAAGGUAAUGGUAUGGACUGUGCACUGUUUGUUUACAAGUUUCUUGUAUUUCACCUCAUUUUUUUGUAUUUGAUUGAUUGUUUCAAGCUGUGAAGCCAUUCGGGCCAGGAAAAUGCCAUUUAAUGGCUCAUUCUUUAUUUUGAUACACUAAAAUUAAAACUUAGCUUCACUGCCCAGAAUAGGAAAUCCAGCAUUUAUAUUAUGUAGCCCUCGUCUUAUUAAUGUUCUAGUGUUUUUGACUAUAAUCACAUAACUUCUUUUCAUUUUAGGUUUGACCCCCCCUAGGGUUUAUGGGUGACAAACUAAAAUAAUUUUUUUUGUAGUUGUGAGAUUUUUUUAAAUUAUUUUAUUUAUUUUUUUUUUUACUUCAAAAAAAAAACAAAAUAGUUGAAGUUCGUGGCUAAAUUGUAUUAACUAAAAUAGAAAAUACUACAAUUUUCCUGGCUCUGUGGCUGAAACAAAAACAUGUGAAACGGGUAGCAAACAAACUUUAAUAUAUGAAUGUACUGUAGCUUUUUGAAUAUUUUUGUAGCGUGUUUUAAUUUGUCCACAUUCCUUGUUUGUGUGUGUGUAAGAGAUUGCACUGCUGAAACUAAGUCACUUUGCCAAAUUUGUCUUGCCACUUUAUAUUGCUGUUUUCUAUCUUCUUUUUUUAAUAAACCUUAUUUAAUAGCCUUACAUUUUACUUUUGUAUAAAAAAGGAUU